Molecule: messenger RNA, 2045 nt
Organism: Chelonus insularis
Lineage: Eukaryota; Metazoa; Arthropoda; Insecta; Hymenoptera; Braconidae
Product: reticulon-4-interacting protein 1, mitochondrial-like
Exons: 9
Coding region: 424-1866 (480 amino acids)
Cellular component (GO): mitochondrion
Molecular function (GO): oxidoreductase activity
Source: RefSeq, a predicted model, not a curated record
GCUGAUCGAGAACAAAUCUUAAACAGAGAGUGAGAUGAAUAUCAGCUGUAAAUGACGUUUAUCACCAUUUCCAAGAAUUGUAAUAUGUACAAUCUAUCUAACAAUCCUAGUCAAUUACGUCACGAGUGAAACUAAACAAAGUUGAUAUCAAUUAGAUGAAAAGUAACCUGUGAAGAUCACAUGUCGUAAUGAAAAGAGUGUUUACGAGUGGACCUUCAUGAAAUAAAUUAGUUGUAUUGUCUAGUCUUUGAUAAUCAACAUAGUGAUUAAAGACUAGACAACAUUUUUAUAUUUGAAAUGCAGGCAAAAUUAUUAAGUCCAUCAACCGCAAACACGACUUUCCUUGCCUGCAAAGUGCAUGUCGGAUUAUGAUAAAAGACAAUUGUUUUUUUAAUUAAACUUCACAACCAAAAGAUAACAGCCAUGGAUGAAAUUUGGUUUCGAUUAUCCAGCCAGCUUGAAGUUCUUCAGAUUGAAGGUACGGCAGCAGCUCAACAAAUGUAUCACCUUCUUGUCUCUUGGUUGUCCCAAAGCCAACAAGCAUUGCAGAGUAUGUGCAAUGAAGGAUAUGGUCAACAUCUAAAGGACUUAGGCUCCAAUAUGCUUGUAUGGAAUCAAAAAGUUUGGGAACAAAUUCAAUUUGGGUAUUACAAUGCACAAAUAAAUUCUAGAGAAUUGUACAGACAAAUAGAAAGUUUAUUUUCUGGAGAAGUAUCCAAGAGAGACGUGACUUUUUGUACAGUAGGAUUAAUUAUUGGUACUUUAAUUGGUUAUAACAUUGGUUUAAACUGGAGACAAAAUGUGAAACGGAUUCAUUAUAUGAGAGCUGUGAUUUGCCAUCAUUAUAGUGGCAUCGAAGGUGUAUCAGUAAUAGAUGAUGCAGAAGUGCCGUCCUUACAACAAUCAAACGAGCUUUUAAUUCAAGUUAAAGCAGCUUCAGUGAACGUAGUGGACGCAAAAAUAUGCUCAGGGUAUUCAAAGGCCUAUAGAAGAGUUCUAAAUUCAGGCCAACAGAAGGAGUUGCCAGUUGUUCUGGGCCGAGACUGCGCCGGAGUUGUGGUGGACAUUGGUCAAAGUGUCGUUGGAUUUGAUGUCGGAGAUGAGGUAUUCUUGGCGGUUCCCUCAUGGGCUUCUGGUACUAUGUCAGAGUAUUUAAUUGCCACAGAGAAUCAAGUGGCCAAAAAACCAAAGCUUCUAUCAUUCGAAGCAGCUGCUUGUUUACCCUACAGCGGUUGCAUUGCGUGGGAUGCUUUAGUAAACCAGUCAAGAAUUGAAGAAGGAAAUGCUAAAGGCAAACGAGUUUUAGUUUAUGGAGCAUCAACACCAGUUGGAUGUAUUUUGGUUCAACUAGUGAAGCUUUGGGGUGGCCAUGUAUCCGCUAUUUGCAAACUUGAAGCAGCCAAAGUAAUUAAAGCUCUCGGUGCCGACGAUAUUAUUCCUUUAAAUGACUGCGAUAUAGAAAAAGAGCUCGAACUUUAUGAUAAGUAUCAUGUAAUAUUUUAUACGAACGAUCGACCAAGUGACUAUUACAAAUUAAAAAGACGAGUAAUGCCAUAUGGUUCUUUUGUAUCAACAAUUCCUCAAAGCUUAGCAUCUGAUUCAUUUGGUUUUGUUUCUGGAAGCAUAUUUUCUGGAUGUAUUAGAAUAAGAUUAUUAUUUCAAUACAUGUGUGGAAGUAGUCGUUAUCAAUGGAACGAAGGCUCAAAAAUAAAACCAACUUAUUUAGAAAUUUUAAGAGAGCUUGUUGAUGCUGAUCAACUACAGAGUGUUGUAGGUGCAGCAUUCAAACCUAACCAUAUAGAACAAGCCUUAAAUCACGUGCUAAGUCCUGAUGUCAUCGGUAGUACUAUUAUUAAAUUCAAAUGACUGCCAACCUACAGUAAAUUGUUAAAAUUCUGUAAAAUUAGAUUUAAUAACGAUGAUAAUAAUAUUUGUAAUUAUUUGAUAAAUUUUCAGUCUUCUGAUAAAUAUGAUAUUUACAAAGCAAUGGUUAAUUGUAUGAGGAAUGUUACUACGUUUAUUACAUCUGUUAGAAGUUUAUUUUA